Messenger RNA from Triplophysa rosa, 2653 nucleotides. RefSeq lists its product as uncharacterized. The coding region runs from base 72 to 1538 and encodes 488 amino acids. NCBI's taxonomy places the organism in Eukaryota, Metazoa, Chordata, Actinopteri, Cypriniformes, Nemacheilidae. The transcript is spliced from 10 exons. The record is from RefSeq and is a predicted model, not a curated record.
AUGAGUCUUUGCAAGUGUGAUUUGACGACCCCGUUAGAGAUCAUCAGAUGUCAGUGAAGUGUUGAAGUGCGAUGGCCUCCAGAGUUCUGCUUCAUGUGCUCCUGGCUGGGGUUUUAUUCCACGUGACAGCUGCUGAUGAUUGCUUAAGCUACACAACCAGUGGCGGCACUUAUAAGUACCGUGAAAACUGCAUGUUUUUUCAGUUCUGCUGUGGGACUUGUGAGAACAGAUACUGCUGCUCGAAAGAACCAUCCCGCUUAUCUGACAGCGCUCAAGUCACCUGCAUUGUCAAAACCAUGGGCAGCGCUGCCAUUGGCUUGACAAUAGCGGGGAUUGGCAUCGUCUUCGUUGUGAUCAUCAUCUGUUGCUGCUGCUGCUGCUCGUGUUGCUGCGAAAAUCCAAGACCUGUGGUAGGAACAACAACAACUACAGUCGUAAAUACACAAUGCGCUAUGCAGCCGCCCAUGGUACAGGGAGGUCAGUACCCAGCAUACCAGCCUGUGCCAACACAGCCGGCUUAUGCAGGGCAACCCAUGCCAGCCGGACAUUAUCAGACACAGCCAUAUGUUGCGGAACCCCCACCCCCAUAUCAUACAGUCGCAGGCCCCGGUCAGCCCUCGUACCUGAUACACACACCUGCUCAGGAAGGUUUCGCUUACCCGCUACUAACAGACGCCUUGAAUCAGCCAGCCUACAACAUGCAGUCACCAAACUGCGGUUACGCGUCGUCUCAUAUUACACCAUCCGCACUCAGCGCUCUAGUGAAGGGGAAACGCUGCGCUAUGGCCUCCGCCGUCCCGGUUCUUCUGCUCCUGUGUGCGGCUUUAUUCACGACGACAGUCGCUGAUAAUGAUUGUCAAAGCUACAUGACAAGCAAUGGCAUCUUCAAACCGUCCAUUGACUGCAGGCUCAUGCAGUUCUGCUGUGGAAACUGCAACAACAGAUACUGCUGCUCCAACCCACUGGAGAUACUCACCGAGGAUGCGCAAGAUGACUGUUUUUUCAGCAAUGACUUCAAGCCUAUCGCCGUGGGCGUGACGGUGGCGGCGAUCGUAAUCUUCGUCAUCCUCUUCAUCGUCUGCUGCGUCUGUCCCUGCUGCUGUCUCUACAAAAUGUGCAGGAAACCCAGACCCAUAGUGACGACAACAACGCACACAGUCGUAAGCGCACAAUACCCUCAGCAACCCGUCGUGCCGGCCGGUCAGUACCCACCAUACCAGCCCGUGGCCCCUCAGCCUGGAUACAAAGGUCAGCCGGCUUAUGGUGGUCAGCCGGCUUAUGGUGGACCCACCAUGCCAACCGGACCAUAUCAGGGACAACCAUACAUAGCAGGACCCCCGCCACCAUAUCAGGAGGCUGGCGGUCCAGGAUAUCCUGCUCCCUACAGCCAGGCAGCGUUUGAUGGCGGUCAGGCCUCGUACCCCAUCCAACCACCCGUUCAGCCUGGUUUUGCUCACCCGCCCCCACUGACAGACUACAGCUCGACUCAACCGGCGUACAACCCCGCCUACAUGGAACCACCAAAGACCGGUUACUGAACCACAAGCAUCUGUUACAUCAGCGGAACGUGGACGUGACUCCAGAACGGCUACUGUGGGCACAAUCCUGCCGUCAGGACUAAAACGACUGACAUUUGUUUCUGUUGCUUUAAACGUUUCCUUUCAUUUUAUAUAAGUCUAGUUGUAUCCACUCCUGCCGUCAUCUAGGUGAAGCCAUAUUUUUAGGGUCGUGUUCGGUUUGUUUUUCUCGAUUUAGCAAAGGGAAAAUGUUUGAGAAUUGAAAACACUCAUUGAAAGUACUCGUUUCUUAUUCGAAUGCCAUUGGAGCCUUAUAUUCGAGGCGUUUUUAUUUUUCAACAGGAGUAUUUGCACAAAACAGACGCUUUAUGGAGAAUGGUGGUUGGUUGAAUUCGAAUGGGAAUGUGACGCCAGCAUGCUGUUCAUCUUAAAGUUGUAUUCGAGUUCGUACAUCUGGGAAAGUACAUUCAUGCUUUAAAUGCGCUUUCAUGUACAAUAAUCCAGAAUAUGCCUUGUUUCAUAUUGCACCAAACGACACGGACGUGUCGAUCGCAGGGUUCCCACGGCGUGUUUAAGGCAUGUAACGGAAUCUGAAGAAUAAGCAGAUGUUAUUUUAGUCGGGUUUAGAUGGCGCGACGUUGUGAACAUCAGUUCAAACGUUGCAUAUUUUUUUGCCACGUAAAUUCUGCAUUUGCGCAAGAUGUAGCAAAGUGGGAACCCUGGUAUUAGUAAGCAGAGAAAGUGUCAACUUUAGUUUUGUUAAACAAGGGCGGCAUCACACUUUAGAAAUUUCCCUUGUGACUUCUUUCCUUGAGGGUCAAAACUGCAACAGCAAAGACCAAAUAUAGAAAUUCAAUGUAACGUACGCAAGGUUAGAAAGAGGGUGAAUUUUUUCAAUGUUGUCUUCAUAUAUAUCCGGAGUUAAAGCAGUCAUAUAUGUGGCGUUCUUUCUAUCUGUAAACUCAAAUCUUCCACAUGCUUUGUUGGUUUCGUCAUAUUCUUGAGGUUUAUAAAUGUGUGUAAAGAUCAAACUGAUCUGUGUUUUACGUUCAAACAUUUGUAUUCAAGCAUCUCCAUGCUUGCGGCAGCAAAUAAAACCCUGGUCUUAUGCUCAAAACAUCAGUCUGAAAUGUCAA